Messenger RNA from Helobdella robusta, 627 nucleotides. RefSeq lists its product as hypothetical. The transcript has 4 exons. NCBI's taxonomy places the organism in Eukaryota, Metazoa, Annelida, Clitellata, Rhynchobdellida, Glossiphoniidae. Bases 1 to 627 code for a protein of 208 amino acids. The record is from RefSeq and is a predicted model, not a curated record.
AUGUCAGUGAUUGUCUUUUACGCACCAACUAAUGAAGAGACGGCUGAGAUCAAAGAUCUCUUUUAUGGCGCACUAAGAGACUCGUUUCGUUUCACCAGGCCCACCGACCUCAUCAUUUGCCUGGGCAACUUUAACGCGGUAACGGGUGUUGACCGCCGUAUGCCUUCGGUAGUUGACCCCUUUGGUAACGUAUCACCAAACGACAACUCUGAUCAUUUCCUGGAAUUCUGUGCCUCCGCGGAACUUAGGGCAAUCUUUCUGGGCGAUCCGCCACCCUCGUCUGUCUCUGUGCUGGGUAAUGACGUACAGAUUGUGGAUCCAUUUCAUAUCUCGGCUCCUAAAUACACUCCGUGUAUGAGGUCCCUGGAUUGUAGUAUAUGGCACUCGGGCAUUUCGGGGACAACAAAAGUUCGAUUGUAUAACCCUUACCCCGUGCUGGCCUAUGGAUGCGAGGCCUGGUCAACUACUAGCGCUCAUUUGAAGAGGCUAGACGCUACAGAUCACUGCGCAGGACCUACCGCGAUCACGUCACCAAUGUUGAGUUCCAUAGAGAAUCAUUACCGGGCUUUAAAAACUGUCAUAGACCGACCACCACCGGACUGGACUCGACAGCGCGGCAGUCUGUGA